Closterium sp. Naga37s-1 is the source of this 1446-nucleotide messenger RNA. Lineage: Eukaryota; Viridiplantae; Streptophyta; Zygnematophyceae; Desmidiales; Closteriaceae. The record is from the annotation of a GenBank genome assembly.
AUGAAGCUAGCGAAGCCUACCAACCUAGGUCGCUGGGUUGGACUCGCGCAGUUAGUGGGGGAAGGAUGGGGGGAGUAUGGGGGGGAAGGAUGGGGGGUGGAUGGUGGGGAGGAUGGGGAUCAAUGGGGACGGGCAAGGAUGAGGGGGAGGAUGGGGACCAGGGGGACGGGGAGGUGGGGGGACAAGGAUGAGGGGGAGGAUGGGGACCAGGGGGGCGGGGGGAUGGGAGGGGCAAGGAUGAGGGGGAGGAUGGGGACCAGGGGGACGGGGGGGGGCGGGUGGGGAAGCGGAGGAGGGGAGGGAAGGGGGUUUGAGGGGGGUCAGGGUCAGGAGGUGGUGGGUGGGCUGGGGGAGGGGGUGCUUGCAUGGGCAGGUGUAUCUGUGCAGGUGGCAUCUGCAUCGCUGGUCAAAUCAGAUCAGAUCCGAUCUUCCAAGGAUGUGAUUGGGCAGGUGGUGGAGUUUGAAGCAGAGGAAAUUGAAGCCCUGGAGGGCGGCAACGCUCGUCCACAUGCGGCUGGUCUAGAGGGCGGCAACACGCGUCCACAAACCACAGACAUAUCUGACUGGAGUGGGAGUGGGAGUGGGAGAGAAAACGGGGGUGGAACUGAGGCAGUUACAGGGGGCACACAGCAAGAGGGGGAGCGAAGUUGGUGGAGGUGGGAUGUGGGGAAGGGCGAACUGGUGCAGAGGGAGGGACCAGAGGGGCUGGCUGACGGGCAGGAGACACUUUUGUGGUUGCCCGAGAUCGUGUACGAGGAUCUGGAGCUCAUGGAUUUGAGAUAUUUCCAGGGACUGCACUCCCCAGCCCCUGCCUGCCCUUCCUUCGCUCGCUGCCGCACCGGCCGCAGGCAGGCAGGCAGGGUACUGGCGUGCAAUGGACACGACCCCUUAUUGAGUGAUCCGUUAUCAGGCAACAACGGUGGUGCGUCAGUGGACGUGUCAGGGCCAGCAUCUGUCAGUGCGUCAGAGGCAGAUUCGAUGGGCACCGUAGGAUCUGUUGCAAUGGACGCAUCAGGCUCGGCAUCUGCAGCGGGGUUAGGUUCGGCAUCAGUGGAUGUGUCUCCUCUGGUGGACCCCUCUCCUGUGCUCACCUCGCCUCCCCCCAACCACAUGAAGGAGAACGCGAGCUAUGAUGUGGCCAUGGCUGAGCCGUUCGCUGCACAGGUGUUCCUGCUAGAGAACGUUUUUAUCAACGAUCGGGGCAUGGUGUUUGAUGCCAUGUACCACUACCGCUAUGGGCUGCUGUGCAGAUCUUGUCCUCUCGACUUCGGCCUGUACACAGGGAACGAGACGAAAGUGCACGUGUACAGUGAACUGCUCUCAUUGGCCAACUGGAACGGCGGGAAUUUCUACCAUUCCCUGCUCGAGGUCAUGCCGUCGUUGCUCUACCUGCGGCCAUUCUUGGAAGCAAAGCCGGGCAUUCCAAUCCCAGUCAAGAUUGACCAG